CGGCGGGCGGCGACGAUGCUCUGCCCCGGAGGGCUGCUGCCCUGAAGCGGCGGCGAGCGGAGAGCUGGCUGGCCGGUCCGGCGCACCCGAGCGAUUGCCAAGAGCUGCUUCUGCCUGACCCAAUGGCCUACACAAUCAGCCCCACCCCUUCCGUGCCGGUGGGAACCCAGGAUUGCGUUUGCAGAGUCGAACUGUCCGUGUGUGGCCAAAAUCUUCUGGACAGAGAUGUGACCUCUAAGUCAGAUCCUUUUUGUGUCUUGUUUAUGGAAAUCAAUGGCAAAUGGACAGAGAUCGACAGAACAGAAACUGCGGUGAACAACCUCAACCCGGCGUUCUCCAAAAAGUUCAUCAUAGACUAUCGCUUUGAGGAGGUCCAGAAGUUGAAAUUCGCCUUGUUUGACCAAGACAAAUCAAGCAUGCAACUGUAUGAACAUGACUUUCUGGGGGAAUUUUCUUGCACUCUGGGAACGAUUGUCUCAAGCAAGAAGGUAAGAAGAGCACUCCUUCUGGGGAACGGGAAACCAGCCGGAAAGGGAAUGAUAACGAUAGCAGCCCAAGAGUUGUUGGACAAUCGGGUGAUCACGCUCAGCAUGGCCGGCAGGAAGUUGGAUAAAAAGGAUUUGUUUGGAAAAUCAGACCCGUUUUUAGAGUUUUAUAAACAAGGGGAUGAUGGGAAAUGGAUGCUGGUCCACAGAACAGAGGUAAUUAAAUACACGCUGGAUCCCGUGUGGAAGCCAUUCACUGUGCCUUUAAUAUCUCUGUGUGAUGGGGAUAUAGAAAAGCAAAUCAAGAUUGUCUGUUACGAUUAUGACAACGAUGGAGGACAUGACUUCAUUGGGGAGUUCCAGACCUCUGUCAUCAUGAUGUGCAAAGAUGCCUCUGUGGUAGAGUUUGAAUGCAUCAAUCCCAAAAAACAGAAGAAGAAAAGAAGCUACAAGAAUUCAGGCAUCAUCAUUAUAAAAUCCUGCAAAAUCACCCGAGAUUACUCCUUCCUGGAUUACAUCCUCGGAGGCUGCCAGUUAAUGUUUACGGUUGGGAUUGACUUCACGGCAUCCAACGGAAAUCCUCGGGAUCCAACGUCUUUGCACUACAUUAACCCCAUGGGGACAAAUGAAUACCUUUCAGCUAUCUGGGCAGUAGGGCAGAUUAUCCAAGACUAUGACACAGACAAAAUGUUUCCUGCCUUGGGAUUCGGGGCCCAGCUACCACCGGACUGGAAGGUUUCUCAUGAAUUUGCCAUUAACUUUAAUCCUACCAACCCUUUUUGCCUUGGCGUGGAAGGCAUUGUCCAAGCCUACUCGAGUUGCCUGCCUCACAUUCGCUUCUACGGACCAACCAACUUCUCCCCCAUCAUUAACCACGUGGCUCGGUUUGCGGCCCAAGCGACCCAGCAGGAAUCUGCCAGCCAAUACUUCAUCCUCCUGAUCAUCACGGAUGGUGUCAUCAGCGACAUGGAUGAGACACGGCAUGCUGUUGUACAGGCCUCCAAGCUGCCCAUGUCUAUUAUCAUUGUUGGGGUUGGGAAUGCAGACUUCGCAGCCAUGGAGUUUCUGGAUGGAGACAACCGCAUGCUUCGGUCAUACACAGGCGAGGAGGCAGUGCGUGAUAUCGUCCAAUUUGUGCCAUUCCGUGAAUUCCGCAGUGCACCCAAAGAAAUGUUGGCAAAAGCUGUGUUGGCAGAACUUCCACAGCAAGUGGUCCAGUACUUCAAGCACCAGAAUUUGCCACCCCUCAACUCAGAACCUGCUUAGGACUAAGCUGUUGCUCCUUGCCUGCAUGCAUCCCAAAUCCGUUGGUGACAGAAGAUUGCAUGUCUCCUGUGGUUUCAAAUAACUUUUUAUUUAACUGAUUUCAUUUAAUAAAAGGAACAAAGCCUACCCUGAUUCCCUCCAAAUGUAGCCUGCAACGUGAGAAGCGUAGGGAUCCGUGCUCAAGGUUCUUGGAACCCGCUGUGGCCAAUACAGGAUGUUCUCCCCACCUUGAUUCCACAAAUCAACUUUUAAGUAUUUGAAUGUACUUUGUAUGAUUUUUGUGGAAUGAGAAGACAUUUUUAUAACCAGAACUUACUGUCUUCAAGUGUGAAGUUCUCAAAAUCUCAUUGCCCAAAGAAAUGUGGACCAUUCUUCGAUGUGUUGUACUUGUACUUCUCCUGCUCUACGUUCAUUUUUAUACCAUGUACACGUAUUUGUUAUACUCAGGCUAAUAAACAACCCUGAACUCUU
Messenger RNA from Candoia aspera, 2222 nucleotides. It is a transcript of the gene CPNE2, whose product is annotated as copine 2. Gene Ontology annotation, cellular component: plasma membrane. Gene Ontology annotation, biological process: cellular response to calcium ion. The transcript has 16 exons. Bases 123 to 1751 code for a protein of 542 amino acids. The record is from RefSeq and is a predicted model, not a curated record. Lineage: Eukaryota; Metazoa; Chordata; Lepidosauria; Squamata; Candoiidae. Gene Ontology annotation, molecular function: calcium-dependent phospholipid binding.